AUGAUUAGACUGGUUGGCUGUCAAUUGCACAGAUAUCCCACCAGUUCAACGAUCCUUGUGUUGAUUCUUCUACUUUCGUCUUCAGCCGUCGUCUUGUCGCGAUUUUGGGGGGUUGGUCGCCGAGAACGCUUUCUUCCUCCUGGGCCUCCCACUAAGUUUCUGCUAGGAAACGCAAGUGAUUUUCCGAGAUUUACGUCCUUUGUUCAGUUUACACGCUGGGCAGCAGAGUACGGCCAACUAGUGUCGCUCAAGAUCUUGGACCGAAAUAUGGUGAUUCUGAGUAACGCCCCCACGAUGAAGGAAAUUCUGGAUAAGCAAGGCCUUCUUAGUGGAGAUCGUCCCCAAGUCUACCUCAUUCAACGGGCGGAGGGUGUAUACCCAAUCUUGAUAGCCGUUUGUUCAGAGGGAGUCGGAAAGUCUAUCAUACGUUCCUAA
Pleurotus ostreatus (oyster mushroom) is the source of this 435-nucleotide messenger RNA. RefSeq lists its product as uncharacterized. Lineage: Eukaryota; Fungi; Basidiomycota; Agaricomycetes; Agaricales; Pleurotaceae. Bases 1 to 435 code for a protein of 144 amino acids. The record is from RefSeq and is a predicted model, not a curated record. The transcript has 4 exons. Gene Ontology annotation, molecular function: iron ion binding; heme binding; oxidoreductase activity, acting on paired donors, with incorporation or reduction of molecular oxygen.